Messenger RNA from Fonticula alba, 1479 nucleotides. RefSeq lists its product as hypothetical. The transcript has 4 exons. The record is from RefSeq and is a predicted model, not a curated record. NCBI's taxonomy places the organism in Eukaryota, Rotosphaerida, Fonticulaceae. Bases 105 to 1103 code for a protein of 332 amino acids. Gene Ontology annotation, biological process: regulation of alternative mRNA splicing, via spliceosome.
CCAGCACCCGUCCCGCCCAUGCCCUCCUGUCCCCCUCGCCCUCGUCCGCCUCCCUUUGCUUUGUGUCGCCCUCUGCCGCCCUCUGCCGCCCUGUCCCCGCUACAAUGAAACGCCAGUCGGCCAUGUUCGGCGACUCGGACUCAAGCGAUGACGACGACGACACCCACUCGGCCACCACCACCACCACCCCGGCCCCCCCUUCCCGCUAUUCCGUGGCCGCCUUCACCGGAUCCGCCUUCGGAGCCGGGCUCGAAGGGGUGUCGAUGUCGGCCACCACCUUCUCGGCGGAGGAUGCCGACGUUGCGGCCACCAAGGCCGAGGCGGCCACCUUCGAUUACGACGCCGCCUACGAGGAAGAGUACCAGCGCCGGCGCGAGGAGGCCGAGGCGAAGGCCCGCGACCGGAAGCCCAAGUACAUCGGCGCGCUGAUCGCCAAGUCGGAGUUGCGCGAGGUUGAGCGCGAGAACUCCAAGCUGCGCUCCAUCCACCGGAAAAUGGAGGAGGAGCGUGAACAAUUCCCCACCAAGGAGACCUUCGUGACGCAGGCCUACCUGGACCGACAGCUGCAGCUCAUGGAGGAGGAUGCCCGCGAUCAGGAGCGCGAGACCCGCGACCAGGCGACCAUCUCCUCCGGCCUGGGGGGGUUCUAUCAAGGCCUGGUCCGUGGCGAGAAUGUGGCCAUGGGUGCCUCCACAGACGCCGCCCCGGCGGCCGACGCCCGCCGGACGCCCCCCUCGUCGCAUGGGCAGUCGAGUCGCGAUAUCGCCGACCGCCGUGGGGCUUCGGCUCAUCACGACCACCGCGACCGCCGCGACCACCGCGACCACCGCAAUACCUCGGGCUCUCACGACCGUCGGUCCCGGUCCCGGUCCCGGCCCCGGUCCCGGUCGCCCCUCUCACGAGAGGAGGGACAACGUUCCGGGUCCCGGUCAGGUGCCGGGUCCCGGGGGGGAUUCCCCCGCCCGGGGCACCAGGAAACGCGCUCCUCGCGCGACCCCACCAACACCCCUGCCGAGGAUGAUCGACGCCAGGAGCUCCAGAACAAGCUGGCCGCCGCGCGGGAACGGUACAUCAUCCGGCGCGACACGCGCGUCUACCUGUGAGACCCCUUGGGCAGCGCCUGUCCGCCCCGCCCGCGUGAAUGCAUACGGACACCCUUGCCCUCCUCCAAGUGGUCGGUCCUCCCCCCCCCCCCCCCUCCCCCCCCCCCCCCCCCCUCACACCAAAACCUGCCAUGCCCGCGCUCGCAAAUGCAUUCACAUGUGUGCAUGCGGAUCUGUAUAUGUAUAUAUAGGUGUAUAUUGCGUGCUGCGAGGACGACGCAGGCGUGUAAAAGGAAGUAUGUGUGUGUGUGUGUUUUCAGAGGGGAGGGGAAAGGGAAGGAGGACAGGGAGAGGAGCGGGCACAGGAUGCACAAGGUAGGCAGAGGGGAGAGGGAGAGAGGGGGGACGAAGGGAAGAGAACCCCCCCCCCCCCCGC